AUGGCCUUCAGCAUCAUCUUCUGGAUUUCUGUUUCAUCAGUGUUGCCCAAAACCAUGACUGUGGUGCUGGCCUUCCUGGCCACAAAACCAGGGAACAGGGUGAAGAGGUGGCUGGGGAAGAGCCUUGCAAACACCAUUGUCAUUUCAUGUUCCAGUGUGCAGGUCAUCAUCUGCUCCAUCUGGCUGGGCAUCUCUCCACCCUUCCCAGAUGCUGACAUGCACUCACAGCCUGGACAAAUCCUCCUGCAGUGCAAUGAAGGGUAUGUGGCCAAGUUCUACACUGCCCUUGGCUAUAUGGGCUUCCUGGCCUCCAUCUGCUUUGUGGUGGCUUUCCUUGCUAGGAAGCUGCCUGGUGCCUUCAAUGAGGCCAAGCUGAUCACCUUCAGCAUGCUAGUCUUCUGCAGUGUCUGGGUGUCCUUUCUGCCCUCCUACCUGAGCACCAAGGGGAAGUACAUGGUGGCUGUGCAGGCCUUGUCCAUCUUGGCCUCCAGUGCUGGGCUUCUGGGCUGCGUCUUCAUCCCCAAGUGCUACAUUGUAGUGCUGAGGCCCGAUCUGAAUACAAAAGAGAAUAUAUUGCUCAAAUUCAAACAGGGCAUCUGA
Molecule: messenger RNA, 600 nt
Organism: Varanus komodoensis (Komodo dragon)
Lineage: Eukaryota; Metazoa; Chordata; Lepidosauria; Squamata; Varanidae
Product: vomeronasal type-2 receptor 26-like
Exons: 1
Coding region: 1-600 (199 amino acids)
Biological process (GO): G protein-coupled receptor signaling pathway
Cellular component (GO): membrane
Molecular function (GO): G protein-coupled receptor activity
Source: RefSeq, a predicted model, not a curated record